Messenger RNA from Eutrema salsugineum, 674 nucleotides. Its product is annotated as acanthoscurrin-1. The transcript has a single exon. NCBI's taxonomy places the organism in Eukaryota, Viridiplantae, Streptophyta, Magnoliopsida, Brassicales, Brassicaceae. The record is from RefSeq and is a predicted model, not a curated record. Bases 83 to 415 code for a protein of 110 amino acids.
AAACAUAAUUAACUCAAAAUUUAUCUUCUUACCUUCUCUUCUUUUAACCAAAAUUACCGUUCUUGACCCCUUGAGUAAGGUUAUGGCGAAGUCGUUUUUCACUCUCUUCUUGGUUCUUGCCCUAGCCUCAGCUAUUGCCUGUGGUGCAAGAAACGUCCCAGGGGGACUCUCUGACCAGAAGAACUACCUCGGAUACGGUGGGGGAUACUCCGGCAUCGGAGACAAUGGUUUACCUUUUGGUGGCGUCGGUGGAGGUGUGUCUGGUCCUGGUGGUAAUCUCGGUUUCGGUGGACUUGGCGGUGCUGCUGGUGGAGGAUUAGGCGGUGCCUUGGGCGGUGGCUUAGGAAAUGGGUUAGGCGGUGGAGUUGGUGCCGGAGCUGGUGGAGGAAGUACCGGAGGAGCUCAUUUCCCUUGAGUUGUUACUUUGUGUUUAAGGUUUCGUACGGUCCUUGAGCUAGGUCUAGCUUAAGAUAAUGUCAGGGUAAUAAUAACAUUCAUGUCUUUUUUUCGGUUUUGGAGUUUGGAAAUUUCAUUAGCUGUUAAACGUGUGUCUUAAGUUACUAUGGUGUUCUUAGAUUUGGCCUCGUGUCCUUGUCGUGUCAUGGCUUGGUCCAUUUUCAAAUUCUAUUUUGACCAUUUUCGAGUGUGUCACUUAAUGAAUUAAUGUCAACAUU